This is a messenger RNA of Cydia strobilella, 13056 nucleotides long. RefSeq lists its product as uncharacterized. The coding region runs from base 65 to 6172 and encodes 2035 amino acids. The transcript has 22 exons. NCBI's taxonomy places the organism in Eukaryota, Metazoa, Arthropoda, Insecta, Lepidoptera, Tortricidae. The record is from RefSeq and is a predicted model, not a curated record.
UGACCGAUUAUGGUAGUGAACGAAGUGGUUUCAAUUAAGUGACAUUUGGGAGGGAAUAUCAAAGAUGGCUGCCGCUCCAGCUGCUUCCUGCAUGAGCGCCGAAAAUGGAUGCGUUAUGUUCGAUUGCCUCGUACAUCUGUGGGAAUGGCUUGACCCCCCAAUUGAACAAUCACAAUUCCAAAUGGAAAACAAAAAGCAGGUGCCCGCUACGCAGCAGCCGCUGUUGCAGCAGCACUUAAUGGCGCAACACGUGCAUCCCGAUCAAAUCUACAACCAGCAUCACCCUGCUAUUGCAACCCACCUGUCUUCCCCGCAACCUGGCCAGCUUCCACCAAAUGGCGUUAUGCACCAACUCCUGCAAAGUCAAUAUCACUCUAACAUAGAUGCCCGUUCGCCACUUCUCGAAAACAGACACGAGUUGUAUGGAACUGGUUACAAUCAAGAUUAUUCUAGGCAAUACGGAGUUAACGAUAACUACAAUUACCCACAAUCGCCUCCUAGGUUAGAAAGAACAGAAUUACACACCGACCAUAAUGUAAAUAACGAAAUACUUCACAAUAUUCCUAAAGGAUAUAAUGCUGAAGUGUAUCAAGACUAUUUAAAACGAAACCCACCGAAAGAUACCAACCAAAUAUACCAAAAUCAUCAACCGAUGUAUCGACCCAAUUCAAAUCAAUACGGCUCUAAACCGUAUCUUCCAUAUUCAAGUCGAAUAGGGCCGCAUAGUAAUACAGAACUCUUACGAAGACAGUACAACGAAAUCCAGCAAAUGAAGUUGCAACAGCAACUGCACUAUCAAAAUCAAGCGCAGAUGCAUCAACAACAGAAGUUCGCUGAGAGGCAGAUGCUACUUCAACAAAUUCAUGGCGUACAACCACCUCCGAACUUGCAAAAUAGUAUAUACUCUGAUAGCUCUUAUAGAGACUUAGAUAGAUAUAGUAGUAAAAAUGAUUUCAAGGAGUAUAGUAGUACCGACAUACAGAAAGAUAUUGAUAGGUACGCGAAAAAUAAUGAAUUUAGAGAAAAUGAUAAACAAAGCAGGCAAUAUCCGGAUCAACAAUGGCAGCCCAAUCAGCUAACUGAUUCUAGAGAGCCAGAAAGAUAUAGAAGACAAUCAGAAGGCGAUACAGGAAAGAAUCAGUCUCCACCUUCGGAUCAAAGUCAAAAGAGUAAUGUUGGUAUCAUUUCACCUAUGAAAUCCAGCGAGUCCAGCAGUCCAAGUAUAAAGUCACCUUCUUCGGAGAGCAGAAGAAGCAGUGGCGGGACUCAAGCUUUACGGUCGCCAAUAGCACAACGAUUACCUUCUGCCCCAGUAACCAUGUCUGGCAUUCUGUACAAGCAGGGGUCAGAUGGACUCAAAGUGUGGAGAAAGAGGUGGUUUGUCUUAUCGGAGUACUGCUUAUUUUAUUACAAAAGUCAUGAUGAAGAGAAGCUCCUUGGAUCCGUUCUUCUUCCUUCAUAUAGGGUGUCAGCCUGUACCGCCGAGGAUAAAGUACUCCGGAAAUUCGCUUUCAAACUAGAGCAUGCCAAUAUGCGCACUUAUAUACUCUGCGCUCCUGACCAGGAGGCCAUGAUGAAGUGGGUGAAGGUGCUGACUAUGGCAGCGCUCAUGCAGAGCCCCAAUGACCAGCCACAAAAGCAGAGCGAACGGGCAGCUGCAAAAACAGAGGAGGAUGAAGUUCCCGGGCCCACAUAUGCAAAUGCGCCACCAAAGCCGCGACGCUCAAAUGAAGGAUACAACUCGCCAAGCUCUGAUAUAUAUGAUCCAAACUACGACCUACUCAAACAGCCAGCAUCACACUACAGCCAAGGUACUAGUCACACACGCUACCAGGAACACAAUUACCCGAGCAGUCCAAAUCAAGAGAGCAUAUACACACGGAGCCCACAGUCGCCCCCGGCGCCGCCGCAGUACCCAACGAAACGACCAUACGACACCCACCACCUGUCUCUGCCUCUGACAAACACCGUAACCGACAGAUUAGAAAACAACCAACCUAGUACCUCAACUUCCAUGUAUAAGACCACACCUAACUCCCCUUACUUUGAUACUAGGAGCAGAACGCAACAAGAAUCUAAUCAAGAUCAAAUAUACGAUCGACAACCGCAGUCCAAUCCAUUCCUGCAGGAUACGACACCACAAACAGAAAGUUCUAGAGACAUUGAUAUGCAAAAUAAGAAUAGUCAAAAUUAUGAACAAGAACGGGCCCAAUCGAGAACAAAUGAUACGUACCCAGAAACGCGUUUAAAUAAUUCUUCAAAUGUGGAUAUGGGACAAUACAGUCGAGAUGUUUAUGGAGAGUUGAAUGCAAGACCCAGUAGGUCAGGAAGUGCAAUCAAUGAACGCUUAUUAACAGAGAGACGAACACCCGAUGCAUAUGGCCGAUCUACCAUUGUGUCCGCAUACAGUAAAGAUAAAGUCGGUGACUACGAAGACGUGUAUGCUACAUAUGCUACCGAAAAUGAUUACGGUCAAAGUUAUGCUAAGUCUCCAAAUAUCUUGCGGGAUGCAUCCAAUAUUUCUAGUCAACUAAAACAGCAAACUCAAGACCCCAUUGGAAAUUAUUCUCAAGAAAAAUCUUUUAGCGGCCCUUCAGUCUUACGCAGGAAAAAGAUGCAAUCGAGUGGGAUUCAGCCCCAAAUGCCGAGACCCCAUAGCGCAGAUUUUCUUGAAUAUGAAUCUAAGAAUGAAAUGCUAAAUAGAUCCAUGGCAAAUCGGACUGCCAGCAAUGUACCGAGGCAGCCACAGAGGCCUAAAUCUAGUUUAGAUAUCAACUCUUCAUAUGACCCUAGUUCAGAUAGAUACUAUUCAGAAGAAAGUUAUGCGGAAAAAAUGCGCCAAAGUGCUCAAUAUUUACAGCAAGGAUUGGGACCCCGCAAUAUUCAAAUUCCUUUGGCAAAAUACGCAAGUGGUCUGGCAGAAAAACAACUACAUUCCCCAUACUCACACACUACGAACAAUAAUUAUGAAACCGAAUUUGGUAGUCCUAGGAAUAACGGAGACGACAUAAGCAACCAUUUGAAAUACAAUGAAACAUUGAAUUCAAACUGGACGUUGAAGAAUAAAGAUCCUAAAGAUUACCUUAAUAGAAGUGGGAGUGUUAUGAGUGAUGGUUCUAAUAUAAGUGGCUAUACAAAGGGUAUUAACAGAUUAGAUACAAACGCCGAAGGCUUUAUGAGAUCCGCAAGUGCACGAUUACCUUCAACAGCUCCUGGAAGAGAGGGUGAGAAGAAAGUACAACAGCGAGAGGAAUCAAUGAAGCGAUUAUUGGAAUGGAAACAGCGCAUGUUACAAUCACCUUUAACACGCAAAAGUACUCCAGCCACUAUCUCUCUGGCUCGGUCUCUGAAUCAGAGCCGACAGUCGUUGAAAGACUACAAAUCGAAGACCUACGCUAAUGCGUCAUAUAACAGCUAUUCUUCCGAUGAUGAAGCUUCAAUGACAAUUACUGGCAAUAAUAUGGAAUCGGGCACAAAUAAUUCAAAUCAACAAACGUUGUCUAAUAAAGCUUUUCUCGGAAGUAAUACAUCUAUCGGAAGAAGUAACAGAGAUAGUAAUAUACCUGUGCGGGCCGUGAGCCCCAGAGUUCGAUGGGUGGAAGAAAAACCAACUAAUGACCAAUACGGCUCGCAACAUCUGACAGCUUCACAACAGAACUUAAGAAUCUCAAACGUGGCAGACGAGUCAUGGGCAACGGGUAGAUCUCCGUCUAGAGCUUCACAGCAGCCAAUUAGAGCGGUCAGUCCUAGAGUUCGGAGAAACACUGAACAAGACGACAUGCAAAGGGAACAGCAAUCGGGCCAGCAGUUUGGUGAAGUGCCCACGGCUGGGGAACUUCUUGGCCGAACUCACGAAGAAUUGGUGUUACUUUUGAUUCAAUUACGACGACGACAUGCAGCUACUCAUCGAGCCAUCGAACAGUGCUGUGCUCAAAUUAAUAGCAUCAAGGACUGCCUUAGUUCCUUGAAAGCUAUGGAGCGUGAAGAGAGUCUGCAAAGACUUGAACAUUUGAAAAUGCAACUAAUGGAACUAGAACAUCAGUACGAAAAGAGCAAGCCGCUUGUACAGUUGGUGGACAAUAUGGUGAAAUUGGGCUCCUUGUACAAUAGGCCAGGAUCCACAGUCGAGCGGCUUGAGAGGAAUCAGAGAUUGAGGCAGAAAGUUCUUGCAGAACAUGCGCUGGAACAACAAAGAUGGUUAGAGAGUGCUGCAGCAGGAAAGCAACUUGAAACAGAAGCUGCUAGAGCGAGAGUGGCUGAGUUGUGGGCUUUAGAACAAGAGCUAGCUGAUGAAGCCGCCAUUUUGCAGGGGCUUAGGACAGAUAAAGACGCAAUCGAAUCCUUACUUACAGGCGUUCGUGGUAAACUAGACAGCGUACAAACCAGAAGCGAUCUAUCACACAUCACGAAUCAGCGUGUGUCGGCUGUGCCUGAGCUGGGAAGCGGGUCGCUGGAGGCCGAGCUAGCCCGAGUGCACGCCAUGCUGGCACUUAAUUCUAAGAAACUGGAGCAGACCGUGGCCGAUAACGCGCGUCUGGAGCGCGAGCUGCAACAGCUGCGGCGAGCGCUGCAGGCGCGCCGCGCCGCCGCGCCCGCGCACCCGCCGCCCGCGCACGCCACCGCCAUGCUCGAAGACGAAGUAUCACGGGUGCAGCAGCUAGUGUCAGCCUUGCAGCGCCAACGACAGGAGCUCAGUCGAGCGGUGAGACAUCUAACGCAACAGUCUCAUGCUUUGCAGACUACCCACAAUUCUUUACCUGGUAAACGUCGUCCAACUUCCUCAUGGCAAGAAACCAACUUAGACACAGGACAUACAACCGACCACGGCAACUCUGACUACGACUACGACAUGGGCAGCGUCAUAUCCCCUGGUAAUUACGAGAGCCGUAACAUGGACGUACCACUGUAUGUGGACACGAGAGGAGGGGGGAAUGAUGUCAUGUCUCCGAUGACUAGCGAGGAAAUGCAGAAUGGCGGAUUUGCGAACCUGUCCAAUGUAGAAAAACAGGAGAUCAAAACCGUGCGCAUAGUGAAACGCGAAAGUGAAAGGCGACAAAGGGAUAGAGAUCGUUCUCUCCAACCCAUGUCCGACUGGCCUUCCAACAACAUCACUGCCAACCUUGACCAGUUUUUAGAAGAGGAGCUCAUCCAGUCUUCCAACUACUCCAGAGCUUCGUCUGUGCCUCGAACUGAUUUUAGCAAAUUUGAAGAAUACUACUCUAAGCCCCAACCUGCCGAACCUCCAAACUAUCUUCGACUGAACGACAAAAUGUCUUCCAUGGAACUUAGUCCUAAAUAUCCUUCAAGCCCGUCCCUAUCAAACUAUGAUUAUUCACGAGACAUAUCCUCACUUAGCAGCAGUUACAAUAGAAGUUACGAGAAGUCUGGUUACGAUAAAACUAUUUCGAUUUCGCCUCAAUAUUUGAACAGUCCCACGGAUAGCGCUAGAACUCUGACAAAUGAUCCGUUGUCAAAAACGAGCAGCAUUGGCAGCUUGACGAGAUCGCAUAUGGAAUUGUCGCCCAUCUUCAAAAGCGAGGCGGCGAAACAAAUCAUAACUGAGAUGUCCGGGGAUGUGCCUAAGCACGGGUCUCUGCACAGGAGACAAGUGCCGAAGGAGAAGCGAAGGCAUUACACAGCACCGCACCACCUAAGCGCAAAAACAUUAAACGAAAUGCCAAAGGAGGUGUACAAUCAAGAUAAGCUGGGCCGGUCGCUAGACGACGCGGACAUGGAGCGCGCCCUGCGCGCGCCGCCCGACGUGGUGCGCUCGGCGCUGGCGCCGCCGCAGCGCUACGCCGACUCCAUCGACCAGCUGCUGGCCGCGCCGCAGAAGAUCCUCAUACCGGAGCGCUACAUCCCGGAGAAGCCUCCUGAACUGUCACCUGAAGAACAACAGAAGCGUCAAGAGAAGGUUGAGUCGAUAAAAAAAAUGCUUUCGGGGUCGACUGAUCCCAACACCAAGAGCCCGGACGGCGAAGAGAAGCGGCAGCGGGAGCACUUGUUGCAGAUGAACCAGCUGCUCGCCAAGCAGGUCACCGAAAUGAGCAAAAUCAUUGCCGUGAAAGCGUUAGAAGAGUUGCCGCAGCGAAAUAACGCGGAGGACUUGGACGACCGCUCUCCAGAUGUGGAAUUGCCUAUUUAUCAGCAAAGAGACAAUUUCUUUACUUAAAGAUCGAAAUCGAACGUGUUGUCUGAUGAUGUAUCACUUUCAAGAUAUUUUGUAUUUGGUGGACGACGGCGGUUGAAACCUAUGACUUAUUGUUGUUAGUUAACGUAUAUAACUAUAAAAGAAUAAUCACAUGCUAUUGCUAUUAUAGUGCGGUGUCGGCAAUAUCUAUGCUGCGUAGGCUUUGUACUGUACUUAGUACUUUUUACGAGUAGGUAAUAGAUUGUAAAUUCUCGGAGUUCCUUGUCGAGUCCGAUUUAACUCUGAUGACGAUUCGACUAGCUAAAUAAAGUUAAAAAUGUACCUACCUAUUAACCUUAAAAAGAACAUGUUCAUUGGGUACCACGUAACUGUGUCUUAGGCGAUUACCACACCGAAGUCGAAUCUAGACUCCACAUCAGUGUGAUAACUGCCUUAUAUUUAUUUUAAAUAAGCAGGAUAAGAUCAACAUACAGACUUAUCAUGUUGUAAUAAUCUUUAAUCAAGUUGUACGGGCUUUAAAUACUUUAUAGUGAUACCUACACUUAGAAAAAUCAAUUAAUAGUUAUACCUUUAUGUAAUAGGUAUACUUUUUGGACUACAGAACUUAUAUAGGUACCUAUUAAUCUUUUUGACUAUAAAUUUUAGCUAAAUUAUCUUCUAUCUUGGUAUUUAGACUCCAAAUUAUACCUACUGAUAGCGAAAAUGUUAUUCUGUGCAAUGCGGACCCCGGCCCGGACUCCUUUAAGAUGCAACCGGGAUAACGCUAAGAUGAGGAUGAGGACCGAACACGGCACACUUCUUUAUAAUGACGAAUAACUAGGCGUUUGAGUCUGAAGAAUGAUCAAUUUCGAGUAAAGCGACUGACUGAUGGUGAUGACCAAUGUUAAGAACAAAGUAACCGAUCAAUUAAUAAUAUACUUGUUUACUUCAUUGCAGGUUUCUUAUGUAUUAGUAUUUGCUCAAUUUUAACAACAUUCCUUCAACAGUUGGUUUGAAAUAUAUAUUGUAGAUACUCGUAAUAUAUGUUUAUACAGGUAACAAUUUUCAUAAGUACUAAAUUAUAUGGUACGUUUUAUAGGUCAGUUGUUUUUUUUCUACUUAAUUAUUACAAAGUAGGUAAGUAUUCUAUGUGAAAUGCCUUGGAUUGUUACUUUAGAUAAGGUUCGAUGUAGUGAAUCGUAGCUAUAAGACGAUGCCAUGUUAAUCAGUUAAAUGAAUAUACCUAAAGCACAUUAUUUAAUAUAAUUAGGUAUUGUACUUAAGAUGAGAAAUCGAAUUAAAAUGCGUUUUAGUAUUGUUUCGUUUCUUUUAUUUGUUGGUAGGUACAAGUUUAUACUUAUUUUUAAGUUUUGUAUUUUAUUGUAGAAACUUAUUAUUACAAGAAUUAUGAGUAUUAACAAAUUAUUUAUGACAUGCACAAAAGUGAUUGUCAAUUUGUAGCAAGUAGCAUAUAUUAACGGAUUAUAUCAGUGUCCUACUAUUGUUAAUGGACAUUCUUACAAUUUAAUAACUUUAUGCCUUUAACCUAACCAUAUCAAUUAGUCUUGUUCUAGAUAUGAGUACCUAAGAAUAGGCGAUCGGACUAACAGAUCAAAUUAGUUAUAGUAUGAAUUUUCUCAAAUGAUUUUUAGGCCUCAGAUCCUAAUCCGUUAAAAAAGCCUUUGUUUAUUUUAUGGAGAGUCGCCUAUGUCACAUAGCAUGAAAAUAUGGGAAAAAGUGAUAGAGAGACGCCUGAGAGAUGAGAGUGAUAUAACACAAAACCAGUUCGGGUUUAUGCCGGGGAGAGGUACAACAGACGCCAUUUUUGCACUUCGCCAAAUGUGCGAAAAAUACAGACAUGCUAAAAAGAACCUGCAUAUGGUGUUUGUUGACCUCGAAAAAGCAUACGAUCGAGUACCCCGAGAGGUUUUGUGGUGGGCUCUGAAAGAGAAAUGCGUGCCUGGGAAGUAUGUGGAGCUAAUCCGGUCAAUGUACAACCGAUGUUGUACACGCGUCCGGUCAGCAGCUGGCACCACCGACAGGUUCAGUGUCACAGUAGGCUUGCACCAGGGAUCGGCUUUAAGCCCUUACCUCUUCCUGCUAGUUAUGGACGCACUGUCAUCGGACAUACAGGAGGAGGCACCUUGGUGUAUGCUGUUUGCUGAUGACAUUGUGCUUGUAGGUGAAAACGAACUAGAGGUGCAGAGCAGACUUGAGAAAUGGCGGCAAAAAUUGGAGAAUGUUGGCCUAAAGAUCAGCAGAUCUAAAACAGAACACAUGUUCUGCGAUUUUGGCGGUCUCUCCAGUUUUGCUGCCAUAGAACUCGAUAGCGUUACAUUGCCGGUCUGCUCCGACUUCAAGUACCUCGGUUCGCUCGUACAGUGCGAUGGCGAUAUUGACCGCGACGUGAAAAACCGGAUUAGCACAGGAUGGAUGAAAUGGCGACAGGUUACGGGAACCAUUUGUGACGCCCGUAUGCCCCUUCGGUUGAAGGGUAAAAUUUAUAAAACGAUCAUAAGACCUGUCGUCAUGUAUGGAUCAGAGUGUUGGGCCCUAAAGGUGAAGGAUGAAAAGAGAUUGCAUGUAGCGGAGAUGAGAAUGUUAAGGUGGAUGUGUGGCGUGACGAGAAUGGAUAGGAUAAGGAAUGAGUAUAUAAGAGGAAGCCUGAAAGUUGCACCCAUAACAGAAAAAGUAAGGGCAAAUCGCCUAGCAUGGUACGGGCAUGUGAUGCGGAGGGAUGAAAGUCAUGUGACGAGAAAGGUAUUAAGAAUGAAUGUGGAGGGAAGUACGAGGAGAGGAAAACCGAGGAAAAGGUGGAUGGACUGUGUGAAAGAUGAUAUGAAACUAACGCAAGUGAAUGAUGAGAUGACGGGUGACAGAGAUGUAUGGAAGAAAAAGACAUGCUGCGCCGACCCCAAGUGAAUGGGACAAGGGCAAGCGAAUGAUGAGUCGCCUUAGUCGCGUGCCGAGCGAGUGCCAAAGCCACCAUAUCGUUAAAAAGCAACUACCUAUCGUGAUAGUAUUAAUUAAGGUUCAGAUUUAUGUAACAGCUCAUUCUGAGAUAUUGAGUUUGGGUAAUGUAGGGCGAUCGGUCGCCUGUGCACACAGGCCUGUCAGGUAACAGAAUGUGCUGUUACAUAAAUUUGAACCAUAGAAAUAGGACGGUAAAAUUUAUUUUUAAACGAGUUUGCUCCCUUUCAGUGCUGCGGUAGAAUUGAUAACCGAAAAAGAAAAAGGCUUUUUUAAUACAGUUGCUCAAAAAGUGCUGUUUUACGUAGCUGUUUAGCGUGCGGAAAGUUGGUUUUUGCGAACUUGUGCUUUUUACUUUUCCAAUUUUUUUAAAUUUAUUCUUGUUCCAAUUCAUGACUACUUAUUAAUGAGUGGUAAUAUUAGUUUCCUUUAAACGUCGUAAUCAACAUAAAAACCUACUGGUAAAGUAAGAAUACGAAAAAUAUACAUAUUUCAUAUUUUAUUACUUACCUCUUCAUCAUUAUAACACGUCUAUUUUUUUAUAUUAAAUAUUGAAAAACCGUUCUUAAUAAGUUGUCUGAAUGGAACGGAACGCCUGUCAAAGAAGGCGUUUUUUCUUUCUGCUUUAAGUUUCCAAAGGCAACAUUCGAUCUUGUUUUUAUAAAUGUACGAUACACAAAUAAUCGUAAUAAUAUUUGGGUAAUAAUAGUACAAUGUUUUAUAUUUACAAUUGUUUCUGUCUUGUAGAACAUGCAUUUAAAACAAAAUCUUUCAUUGAAGUGGGUUCAAUAAUAAUAACACCCAGCUAAAAAAACACCUCUUCAUAAUGUCAAUGUCAGUGAUGUCACAGAAUUAAUAAUAUAAAAGUUUCGAAUUCCUUACUUGUUGUUUUUUUUAUUUUUCGCAACUGUAUUAAAAAAAACGUCGUUCGAUACACGUGCGGAAAUGUCAUCUUUUCGCACUAGCAUCGAAAUGUACUAUUGUUUAACAGAUUAGGGUGUGAGGCCUAAAAAUCAUUUGAGAAAAUUCAUACUAACUGAUUCAAUCACAUUUCGAUCUCUUAUUGAUGUGUAGGUACGUAUUGGAGGCGACAAGAUGCUAGCGAUAAAAACGGUAAAUAAUUAGGCACUUGAGUAACUAGAAAAAUAAAACUUCAGAUAUCAAUGCCCGGUAGAUGAUAAAUAGACAUAUUUACUAUAAUACGACCCCCAUCCCCAGUCAAUGCCAGGUGGUGUGGCACUUAUACCUACGGUACAACCAAGGAGGAUUUAGCUGUUCCCUUUGCGGUACGAAUUCUUGAAAAUAAUGUACUGUUAUGUAUGUAGAUACUACAGAUUCUAUAUCAUGAAUUAUUAUUACUUCAACACCCCGAACCCACAUGGAAAUACGACUAGGCAUUUUAUAUUGCUUAAGAAAUAUAAAUAGAAUAAGAAAAUAAUAGCAUAUCUAUUCAUUUCUUUGAAAUUGUACACAUUUUAUUUCAUCGCAGUAUCUCGGAUCUCGGCCAGGAUGUCAAAAAUAUAAGCGGUAUUUUUUCAGUAUUUUAACAUGAUAUAGCUGUACUUAUCAUGUGGCUUUCAUUUCAUGAAUUUUUACUGCAUGAGUAACAACAAAAUCCUUUGUACAGGGUGGGCCAGUGAUAAAUGCAUUUAAUUUUUUUUAAACAAAUAAUCAAUGUUUAUGUUUUUAAAUUAAAAUUAUAAUUAGAAUUUGGGAUAAAGAAAUAAAUUUUACGUUUUAAAAAUUAAAUCAUUAAGAUGUCGUCCGUAGUGGUUGCGGCACUCUUCCAGUCUUGCUUGUAAAUUUUGAAAGACUUAACAAGACUUUCGUGUUAAGAGAUUUCCUGGCUCCGAAACUUCACGAAUCGUAUGGUUACAACAACAACACAUGGUUUCAGCAAGACGGGGCCACCUGCCAUACAAGUAACGUGACCCUGGAAGUUUUGCGUGAAAUGUUUCCUCAAAAAUUGAUAUCGAGGCGAGGUGACAUUGCUUGGCCUGCCAGGAGCCCUGACUUAACUUCGACAGACUUCUUUUUGUGGGGUUACUUGAAGAGUAAAGUGUACUCCAAUAAUCCGACAACCACAGCAGAAUUAAAGAAGAAUAUUCGUCUAGAAAUCCAAUCAAUAUCUCCGCAACUUCUAACGAAAUUCUUUCAAAGUUUACAAGCAAGAUUAGACUGGAAGAGUGCCGCAACCGCUACGGACGACAUCUUGAUGAUUUAAUUUUUAAAACGUAAAAUUUAUUUCUUUAUCCCAAAUUCUAAUUAUAUUUUUUAUUUAAAAACAUAAAAAUUGAUUAUUUAUAAAAAAAAAUGCAUUCAUCACUGGCCCACCCUGUAAUUGUCCUGUAGUAUCACGACACUACCUGAUGUUUAACGCUUGAGCCCAGCAGUUUUACAGCAUUUUCUUGUUCCUGAUAACGCGGUUAUCGCGAGAUAAUGACUGAAUGAAUGAAUGAAGUGACGUUUAUUCUAUCAUGUCGUUAUCACGCGAUCACCGUGUCCAUCGUAUGUCGCUUGAAAACUUUCCGAGCACUUUCCGGCACAUUAGUAGAUUUAACCGAAGUAUACGCAACAGUUCACCCUUUUUCCAAACACUUGAUGACAAUGAUGGGGCAUGUUCCUACAUGUAUGCUGGUAUGUGUCGAAUGCAAAGAUUUUCAAACAAAUCGGGUGUUUAUUGGUUAUUAUCAUUCAAGCGUGGAGCGAGCAUCAAGUGGAUGUCGGUUAUUGGUAGUAAGUACUUAUGUGUAUACUUAAUGGCGUAUUGCCUAUCAAAAGCUUUAAAUAGUGACUGUAUCCCUUGUUACUCGGCCUCAUACGUGUUGCAUGAAAUAAAAUUAUAUUUCUAAGUUGUUUGCUUAGUAUAUAGUAUAACGACUUUACCGUACCUAACCUAAUUGUAAUAAUCCUUAACUGUAAUAACUUAUAAAUAUCACGGGGUGACGCAAAUUGUCGACACAUACAUUAUUUGCCAUAAUUAAAUAUUUUAUUUUCUAGGAAUUCUAGGUAUCAAUUUUAUAAUAAUGUACCUACUCGUACAAUUGGUAAAUUGGUUUUAUGAAUAAAAUGAUUAUGAUUAUGAUUACCUAUGUUCACCAUAAGAAAUUAAAUGACCUAGAAAUUGCGAUAUUUACUUUAAAUUUAUUUUAGUCUACGAGUAGGAAUAACAUUUAAUAAAUCCUAUAAUCUUCCUUAGCUAAUAGACUGAAAAAAUUGCAUUUCCUAAUGAAAAUUUGUAUUGUCUAUUACUGCCUACCAUUUGUAAAAAAAAGUACAUAGUAGCACAAAGUUUGUUUCUCGUAUAAUGACUUGAUUUAUACAUUACGCUAAUUAGAAAUCCCUAUGUUUGAAUUUCACUUCUUUAUUUUCAAUUUUAAUUUUGUAAAUUGACUGAUCAUACCCAAUUAACCCAAUGCUGAUAAUGCCUUAAUUACGUUAAAAACAUAGCUAGUAUUUUAGCUUCAAUAAUAUACUAUAACAGACAUAUUCGCUUUACACUUUUAACUACAAGGCGUUCUACGCGGGUGUGUAGCCAACGUGCCAAUCGUUUACGCUCCGUAUCGAACGAAACGCUAUUGUCAUUGUAGCACUAAUAUGGAAAAGUGACAGAGAAAGAUCGCUACACUACGGAGCGUUAACGAUUGGUAUGUUGGCUAAGCACGCAGGGCUCGGUGCAAGAGUGUGCAGAUGUGACACUAUUUGAGAAGAUAAAAUACUGACUAUUAUUUUUACUGCCACAAUGUUGUUGUAUAAAUACCUACAGGGAAAUCGUAGAGUUUGAUAUUUGUUAUCUAUACCUAUUCUACUUAUACUUAAUGCGUUUCUUGUGCGCUUGUACAAAUUGUCAACACAGAUCGUACUUAUUAAUUUUACUGGAUCGCUUAGCUUAAAAUUACAGUUGUGCGGACUGUAUGUCCACGAAAUAUGAAAAUUAAUAAAAUAUAUACUAUUCA